AUGAAAUUUUGUAUUGUAGUGCCUUGCGAAUCGGACGAUAUACCUGGCAUCGGACAAUAUGAAGAUUUUCACACGAUCGAUUGGCAAAGGGAUAUAACGAGAGAUCGUAUGCGACACAGAUACAUAGUUAAAAAAAAACAGGAUUCCAUAUACGAUUUAAUUAAGGGAGCUCACGACGCUUGGUCGGGAUGGUUAUGCGUUCUUUUAGUCGGAUUAUUCACGGGAGUCGUCGCGGGUGUUAUAGACAUAGGAGCUUCAUGGAUGUCCGAUCUCAAAUUCGGUAUAUGUCCUCAAGCUUUUUGGUUAAAUCAGGAACAGUGUUGUUGGUCUUCGAAUGAAAUAACGUCGAUAAGGGAAAUGUUCCCAGGUGGAGGUUAUUGGUGGACAUGGCCAAAAGUAUUUAAUCAGGCCAGAGAAGGAGCUGGAUCCUAUGUCAUCUCAUACUUUUUCUACAUAUGUUGGGCCUUACUUUUUGCCGCUUUAGCCGCAGCUUUGGUAAGAGCUUUUGCUCCAUACGCUUGCGGAUCUGGUAUACCUGAGAUUAAAACUAUACUUAGUGGCUUUAUAAUUCGUGGGUAUUUAGGUAAAUGGACUCUGAUAAUCAAGUCCGUUGGCAUAAUGUUAGCCGUAUCCGCGGGUUUGAGUUUGGGAAAAGAAGGUCCAAUGGUUCACAUAGCAUGUUGUAUCGGAAAUAUAUUUUCGUAUUUGUUUCCGAAAUACGGAAGGAACGAAGCGAAAAAAAGAGAAAUAUUAUCGGCGGCUGCCGCUGCUGGAGUUUCUGUUGCUUUCGGAGCACCCAUCGGAGGAGUUCUUUUCAGUUUAGAAGAAGUUAGUUAUUACUUUCCUUUGAAAACGUUGUGGAGAUCUUUUUUUUGCGCUUUGGUGGCUGCUUUCAUACUGAGAUCCAUAAAUCCGUUCGGGAACGAACAUUCUGUUUUGUUUUACGUUGAAUAUAACAAACCUUGGAUAUUUUUUGAAUUGGUUCCUUUCGUUGGAUUAGGUAUUAUCGGGGGAAUUAUAGCUACGAUAUUUAUAAAGGCCAAUUUGUACUGGUGCAGAUAUCGUAAAACAUCAAAAUUGGGUCAAUAUCCAGUGACUGAAGUAUUAGUUGUUGCCGUUAUGACUGCAGUGAUCGCUUAUCCCAAUCCAUAUACGAGAAUGAAUACUUCACAGUUAAUUUUACUUCUUUUUAGCCAGUGUGGAAUAUCAAAUUCGGAUAAUUUAUGUGACUACAACAGAAAUUUUACAGACGUCAAUUCCGCCAUUGAAAUCGCAGCCGCCGGACCAGGAGUAUAUAAAGCAGUUCGAUUAUUAUCUCUAGCUCUCGUUUUCAAAUUAGUCGCAACCGUUUUUACUUUCGGUAUGAAAGUUCCCUGCGGUCUCUUUAUUCCAAGUUUAUGUUUGGGUGCCAUCAUGGGUAGAAUAGUCGGGAUUUUUGUCGAACAAUUGGCUUAUAACUAUCCUUACAUAUGGCCAUUCAGCGGAGAAUGUUCCACGGGUGACGAUUGCAUAACGCCGGGAUUGUAUGCAAUGGUGGGAGCGGCAGCUGUGCUCGGAGGAGUUACCAGAAUGACGGUAUCCUUAGUUGUGAUAAUGUUUGAGUUAACCGGUGGUGUUCGAUAUAUCGUACCGUUGAUGGUAGCUGCGAUGGCUAGUAAAUGGGUGGGUGACGCUUUGGGAAAGCAGGGAGUUUACGAUGCUCACAUUUGUUUGAACGGUUAUCCAUUUCUUGACAGCAAAGAAGAAAUGGCACACACGGCUUUAGCUGCAGACGUAAUGCAACCAAAGAGCGAACCUCUCACAGUGUUAACACAAGAUUCAAUGACUGUGGAUGAUGUCGAAUCCAUUUUAAAAGAAACCGAACAUAAUGGUUUUCCCGUAGUCGUGUCUAAAGAAAGUCAAUACCUAGUGGGUUUCGUCCUUAGAAGAGAUCUUUUACUUGCUAUUUCCAACGCCAAAAGAACAUUGGAAGGGAUCAGCGGGCAAUCACUCGUAGUUUUUAACACGAUACCAGCGGGUCAAACGUUGGGACCCGCACCCCUAAAACUCAAAAGAAUAUUGGAUAUGGCUCCGAUAACGAUCACAGAUCAAACUCCCAUGGAAACGGUGAUUGACAUGUUUAGAAAAUUAGGAUUACGACAAACUUUGGUGACACACAACGGACGUCUCCUGGGCGUGAUCACGAAAAAAGAUGUCCUCCGUUACAUCAAACAAUUAGACAAUGAAGAUCCUAAUUCGGUGCUCUUCAACUGA
Pediculus humanus corporis (human body louse) is the source of this 2253-nucleotide messenger RNA. RefSeq names its product Chloride channel protein, putative. Gene Ontology annotation, biological process: transmembrane transport; chloride transport. Gene Ontology annotation, molecular function: voltage-gated chloride channel activity. Gene Ontology annotation, cellular component: Golgi apparatus; early endosome; membrane. Lineage: Eukaryota; Metazoa; Arthropoda; Insecta; Psocodea; Pediculidae. The transcript is spliced from 10 exons. The record is from RefSeq and is a predicted model, not a curated record. The coding region runs from base 1 to 2253 and encodes 750 amino acids.